Molecule: messenger RNA, 387 nt
Organism: Hyaloscypha bicolor E
Lineage: Eukaryota; Fungi; Ascomycota; Leotiomycetes; Helotiales; Hyaloscyphaceae
Exons: 1
Source: RefSeq, a predicted model, not a curated record
AUAUGCGCAGUCCAUGGUCUCAACGGGAACGCUUUCGAUACUUGGAUGGCAGAGAAUGGAAGGAUGUGGCUUCGUGACUUUUUACCGAAAGACUCACCCUUUGAUCGAAGUCGAAUUAUGACCUUUGGGUAUACUUCCACGCUAGUCGACAAACGCAAGCUUACCGACCGUUUCGAGGACUAUUCAGACCAACUGAUCAGCCAAAUCAUUCGACUGAGGGGCUCGAGCUCAGAACGGAAACGCCCUCUCAUAUUCAUUUGCCAUUCGAUGGGCGGUCUUGUGGCAAGGCUGGCAAUGACUCGAAUGCAUACUAUGCCGAACAAGUUCAAGGGACUCUCUCUCGAAGAAUGCGGUAUACUUUUCUUGAGCACUCCACACCUCGGGUCU